Messenger RNA from Asparagus officinalis (garden asparagus), 4034 nucleotides. RefSeq lists its product as uncharacterized. Lineage: Eukaryota; Viridiplantae; Streptophyta; Magnoliopsida; Asparagales; Asparagaceae. Gene Ontology annotation, cellular component: nucleus. Gene Ontology annotation, molecular function: DNA binding. The record is from RefSeq and is a predicted model, not a curated record.
AUGAUAAGGGCCAAUACCGUAAAGAAUAAGCUCGCUCGGGUUGGUCGAGAACUUCCCAUUCCAAGAUUCAGGUGUUAUGGAUGGGUUCAUUCUCUUCCUGACAAAUGGUGGGCUAGGAUGACCAAAUACGUACUCCAUCGUUGGGAUCAGGAGUUGCGGGAUUUGGGAUUAUAUGCUCCAAUCCGAGCUAGUAUGCAUGGUCUCCCAGUGAGUGCAGAUCAUUUUAUGGCUUUGUUCGAGUCUUAUAUUCCGGAGACCAAUACCUUUCUUACCAAGUAUGGGGAAUUAGGGCUUCCGCUCCACGAAAUGAUGAAGGUAUCCGGAUUGCCAUUGGGGAAUACUCCUUACCAAGAAUAUUUUCCUAAUAAUCGUCAGUUGAUGAAAAUGAAGAAGGCCUGCUCUCCUGCUUAUGACAUCCUCUGGGAGUUAACUUGUCAUUAUCAGAUAGCGAUAGCCAAGAUUGAAGUGAAGAGUAAGAAGGCGGCUCGAGUCAGUUUAAAACAGUUCGCCGACUACCUAUUUCAGAACCUUGAGAGCCCGACCGGUGAAGAAGUCUGUGAAUCACCGAUUCUGACCCCUUCUGACGUCAACCAGCUAAUCACGAAGAUUAAUGCUCAGUCUUACAGAACUGAGUCAUCUGAAGGUGGUUUUCUUAAGGGCACCAAGUUCAACACUUUCUUGUGGCAAGCCACAAAGAGAAUGAAGCCUGCAACUCUUCUUUCCGGUUAUCUGGCCAUUUGGCUAAAGAGAUGUGUAGUGCCGCAUCAGUCUUCUGAGGCGCUUCCUCUUGAAGUUCUCUUUCCCGCCGUGCAACUAGUUGUCAGAGGCAGGUUAUCUCUUCUUUCUGCUAUGAUUGCUGACCUCCAUAGCGGUUUGCGUAACCUAGCCAACACCUUUACCAAAGUGGGUGCCGAGCCUUCAACUAAGAUUCCUUUGUCGAGCGUCGAAUUUCCGUACACCUAUUUGAUGGCGUGGCUAGUUCUCCAUCGAUCGGACAUGAUGUCAGCGCCUGAUGCGUCUGAUCCAGAAAUCCCCUUGCUGCAGCUCUUAGAAGGAUGUAAGUGGUUAUAUCCUUCCCGACCAUGGACUGACCGUGUGAGGCAAUUCAAGAAUGCCAAAUGCUGGGAAUUCUAUAAGUGUUUCCCUCGGUUUUCUGGUGCCUAUAAUGACACGCUUGUUGACGAGGAAAUGCCUGGGGCUAACAGGACCUCUCUCGAUACGGGUAGUUUUCAUUGGCUCAUGAACAUUCGCCCAGGCUAUAAUGUUUUUCGAUCGAAGAACAUUUGCAGGAUUGAGCCUUAUUUUCCUUGCCGUUUUGCGCGACAAUUCGGCUACGAUCAAUUGUAUAUCGGGAAUCCCAAUAAAUGGUUGAUAAACUGCGGAGGCCUUAUUGAUGGGGUACGUGCCUGGUUCUGGAAUGUUGCUGGCUGUACCGGAGCUCGAUUUAGUUUGCCUGUCGCUGAGCCUGGUCUUUACUUAACCUUCCUCUACUGCCGGUGGAUUUUAGCCGCCAAUACUCCUCUUGCGAAGAAGAAGCUCCACGAACUGGAAUCCGAGGCUGUAGUUCGGAGAAUUGUAUCAAAAAAAGGAAAGGAGCCCGCUACGUCUUCUCGUAAAGGAAAACAGGUAGCUGAUUCCGAAGAGAGCGACGACUUCGAGACAUCCAGCGAAGAGGAUGAGACCCGAGGCGACGCAGAGGGUGAUGUACCUUUGUCUCCCGUGGCUCACAGGACUCGUCGAGCUUCUUCGCCCAAAUUACCCGGUGCUCCUUCAAAAGGUAUACAAAUGAAGGAAAAGAACAUUCCCCUGUCGUCCUCCAACAAGAUGACCUUGAGAUGGCUUUCUCAGGAGGGAGAGGCAGAAGAAGAGGAAGAAGAGGUUGCCCCGCUUAUUAACAGGAAAAGAUCUCGGCUUACUGCUCCUUCUGAGGUUCAACCUCAGCCGACUCAAGGAACCGAAUUACGUACCAAGUUUCGACAUGAAAGCUCCGAGGUUCCUCGAGAUUCUCGUGCCUCGAAGAGGAUUAAAAAGACGGCUCAUCGGGAACGCCAACUUUCUCCGUUAUUUGAGGAGAAGUUUACUCAGGAUCUUCCAGUUGAUGAAAGGGUUGAAUCAGAAGAGGAAGGGGAAAUCGUGCCCAAGCCUUCUUCUCCGGGUUUAAUGGAUGUUGAUGAAUCUAGCUUCACUGAACAAGUGCACAAGGCUAUGAACGAGGAACCCCUUCAUAUGGACAUUGUUCCUCCUCCAGCCACCACAUCGACCUCGCCAACCGCAGAUACAGUUAAACUAAAGGAGGUGAGUGCGGGUAGUAGCGCUGCUAAUCCCGCAACUAUUGUUGAAGACAUCACAGUCGACGAACCGGGAGAUAUCGAACUUACCCAUGAUAUGGGUAUCGGAGAUUUCGAUGAGCGUAAUUUCGAUCUUGAUAUGUCCGAAGAUGUACACCAGGAGAUCUCCGAUAUACUAUCAAAUCCGGUUCCAUCCGCUACUGCAGGACCAACUACUCGAGUUGAUUCAGCUGAAGUAGGUGUAUCAAAAGGACCAACCAACAAAGCUGAUGCAUCUACUGUCAUUGGUGAAUGUGAUCAACCUGAAGGUCUGGGUUUCUUACUCUUGGCAAGUCCCCCAGCUGAAGUUGAACCACUAGUGACUGCUCCCCCGACUUCCGCUAUUGUCGAAGUUGAACCUGUUGUGCUUUCUGCUCCGACUCUAGUGGAUCAUGAAGUAGGAGGCCCAGCGGGCUGGGCAAUUUCAGCCCGGCACACCACUUGCUCCGUGGACCUCAAGCUCGGCGGCCUCGGGGAUUUCGGCCCGCCGGAUAAGUGGAAGGAGGCAGAGCGUCGCCGGGCGGCGGCCGUUCCCCAUUCGGGCGGCUUCGACCGGACGAGGGGCGCGGCGCCAGGGCGCGGGGAGCCAGAUGCCUCCUGCCUUGUCGAUGGGUGCAAGUCUGAUCUCAGCAACUGCAGAGAGUACCACAGGAGGCAUAAAGUCUGUGAGGCCCAUUCGAAGACUCCCAUAGUUAUGGUCGGUGGCCAGGAGCAGAGGUUCUGCCAGCAGUGCAGCAGAUUUCAUUUACUGGUGGAGUUCGAUGAGGUGAAAAGAAGCUGCAGGAAAAGGCUUGAUGGGCACAACCGGCGCCGUAGGAAGCCUCAGCCAGACUCUAUGAACUCCGGGAGUUUGUUUACAACUCAUCAAGGUCCUAGAUUCUCGUCAUACCCUCAGAUUUUCCCUACCUCUGCAUCUGAUCCUGCGUGGCCUGUAAUCGUAAAAACUGAAGAGGAGCCCCUCUACUCUCACCACCAACCAUUGCACUUCCUCGACCGCCAACACCAUCACCACUUCUCCACUUCUUUCACCCGAAAACAUUUUCCCUUCUUACAAGACUCCGAACCCUCCAUCUGCCAACCUCUCCUCAAAACAAUCUCUGCACCUGAAAACAGCGGCAACACUAACAAACUCUUCUCUCCCUUGGAUUGUGCUCUCUCUCUUCUGUCAUCGCCGCCGCAGACCUCAUCCAUCAAUCUUGGCCAGAUUGUUCCUUCGACUGAUAGGAUCCCGAUGGGCCAGCCCUUGAUCUCUUACAGCGGACUCGGGCUUGGCCGUUACUCGGGCUCGCAUGGCGAAUCUAACCACCAUGUGUCGACCACAGGGUUUUCUUGCUCGGGGAUGGAGGACGAGCAUGUGGGCAGUACUGUUUUGGUUUCGGAUGCGAGUGAUGCUGAGAUGCACUGCCAAGGGUUGUUUGGUGUAGGAGGAGGUGAAGGGUCAUCUGAUGGGGGGUCUCAGGCUAUCCCCUUCUCUUGGCAGUAGCACUCAUCUCAUCAUCUUUCAUGUUCAAUGUCUAGAGAUUUUGGUGGUUCUAACAUAUGGGGUCAGCUAUUGCAGCUUGAGCCGAGUUUAUUGGCAUGAUGGCUUGUCUUCUGAUUUGAAUGAUCAAUAGAUUUUUUUUAUUUUUAAUCAAACCUCUGUUGACAAUGUAAAAUAAUGUGCUUUCCCUGUAAAUUUCCUCCUUUCAGUGUUUCUAUUUUUAGAUC